CUGCGCGGUGCCGCUUGGCGCAGGCCAGCCCGGAGGAGCAGACUCCUGCGGGAGCGGUCCCCCCGCGGGGCCGGGCCGGGCCGGGCUUGCUCGGGCAGAGCCGGCGGGCGGGGACAGCGCGGGCCGCGCCCCCAGCCGCGGCGCCGGGCGCCUGGAGCCGGCGGGAUGGGCCGGGCGCGGGCAGCUCAUCUCCUGCCAGGGAAUGCCUGAGAUGCUGAGCACAAUUCACUGCAUUGCCAGAGCUGCUUUCAUAUGCAAUACCAUGGGGAAACUGCAGAGUAAGAUCAACCACAGCACCUCCAAAUACAGGGCUGGUGGUUACAUGGAAGAGAACAGUCCUGUUAAAGCUAUUCAGCAAUACAGCCCUGCUCACACUGAUGCGGUUACUUCUGUGGCUGCUCUGAAAUCAGAUCUGUGUGUGUCAGGAGGAAAGGAUAAGACUGUCGUCAUAUACAACUGGAGAUCAGGAGCUGUGUUGAAGAGGUUCCUUGGACAUGAACGUGAGGUGACCAAGGUUGCCUGUGUCUUUGAAUCAAACAGAUUCUUCAGUGCAUCCCGUGACAAGACAGUCAUGAUGUGGGAAUUGUCUGGGAACUCAGGGCCAAGCCAACACUUCCCAGGACAUGACUUGGUUGUAACUGGACUAGUUGUGAGCCCAGAUGCUUCACAGCUAUGCACAGGCUCCCGAGAUAACACCAUUUGCAAAUGGGACAUAGAGACCGGGGAGUGCCUGUGCAGAACUGCCAUCUCCAGGAAUCUGGUAACACACCUGUGCUGGGUUCCUAGAGAACCUUACUUCAUCCAGACAUCAGAGGAUAAAUUGAUAAGAAUGUGGGAUAGUCGGAAACUGCAGGUGGCACACACCUUCCCUGGAAAGCAGCAUAUUCAGACCUACUGUGAUGUGAGCCAAGACGGGCAAUACUGCAUCAGCAGCAGUAAUGGCUUUGCUGGGGAGGGUUGUGAAGCAACGCUCUGGGACCUUCGACAGACUAAAAACCGAGUAUGUGAAUACAAGGGGCAUUUCCAAACCAUUGCAUCAUGCAUCUUCCUUCCAAAGGGUCUGGGUCUGACCCCAGUCAUUGCUACUUCCUCACAUGACUGCAUGGUGAAGAUCUGGAACCAGGAUACUGCAGCCUGCCUGACCACCUUGUGCCUUGAAGGAUCUGGACCCCUGGCUUCCCUGGCAGUCUGCGACAGUUCUACUCUCCUCUGUGCCAGCUUUAACUCAGGAAUUCACUUACUCAGAAUAAAUAACGCAAAGGACCUGGAACUCCAAGAAGUGGCCAAAUUCUGAUUUGCAGAGACCUUCCCUGAAGAAGGCUAUGUGGCAGGUCAAAGGCUGGAGACUCCUGCCUGCUUAAGAAGGGUUCUGAGUCACUUCCAAGAUUUACUGAUCAGUCACCUGUAAGGGGACUUCAUUAAUUCAGCCCCCAGCAGCGAUGAUGUAAAUCAAAUGCAGAAGUGGCAGGACUGGUCAGGUUCAGUUUCUGAGGUGACAAUUGCUACAUUUUUAAAGCCAAACUGUAGAUGCAUUUAGGCCAAUUUUUAAGUUUAAAAGAGUUUGACUUGCACAAAUUACAAGAAAACUACUUGUAAGUCUUGUAAGGUUAGGGAACAAGACACAUAAGCUAAGACUGUACUAAAAUAAGCUAACUACCUAUGUGGAACUCUGUUCCUUAGAAGGAAUUUGGCUUUGCCCUCUAUGGUGGUAUGGACUUGAUAUCAUGUGGAGACACCACUCCUAGCUUCAUCCAAUUCCUUCGUUCAUUUUCCUUUUCUAAGAAAUGUACAUAAGGGAUUACAUGAAUUCAGUCAGUUAGAUAGAAGGAGAAACUACAGUAACGUCUCUCUUACCUAAUUGGUUUUAAAUCAGCAUCUCCAUUCUGUACCCCAGGGGCCACACUAGCUUGGAGUCUGGCUCACUACACAAUACCUUGAAAGAGUAGAGACUCUGGGGUAUGAAUACUGUGUACCAUACUGACCCUUUGAGGGACAAAAGGACUAUUCUGUUACUCUCAGGUUAGAAGCAGAGUGCUGUGCAAUGAAGCGGCAAAGCUCUCUGUAUAAACCUGGAAACCACCUUUUAGGCUUCAGGAUUUGGAAUGAACUUCUUGUUUCUGGAGGUAUCAGUGACUGACUAAAUGAAUGAACAAUGCAGCAUUGAGAAGUGCCAAGGCACUGGGUUAGGAAAGUUCAACCCAUUUUUUAUUGAUCAUAUUCAUUGUACUGUUUAGUGCAGCUAAAGAUGGUGCCACAGAAACCUUAGGCUUGAGGAGAAUACUUGUGUUGUAUGAGCUCGGUGUUAUAAGUGUGGCCUCCCUCAGUAGGGAAGAGAAAUCUUUGGUGACAGGGACUUCAUCCUCUUUCAUGGCAUGAGGGUCACCCUAUAAGAAAAGGUUUCAGAGAGACCCAUACCUUCCAGGUAACAGGGAUUUGCAGAAAGAGGGCUGUCCAGUGAUUACCAGGCUUGCCAGGUACAAGGCAGCCCUUUUUUCCUAUAUGAUACCGAACACCAGAGCCUGACCGUUUUCCCAGUAUAAUGACAACCAGCUCUCAGAAGUGCUUAUGCUGUCCUUUUCCUGGUGGCUUAUUCCUGGUGGAUUAAAGUGAGGUUCAGAAUAUUCUCUGGAAAGGAGAACUUAGGCAAAUGUUCUGUCAUACAGAAGUAGGGCUGGGAGGGACCUCCAGAGGUCACCUAAUCCAUCCCCCUGCCUGAGGCAGGAUCACCCCUGUCCAAACCAUCCCAUACAAACCAUAAUCUAAACUCUACAUAAGACUACCCUCAACCCUGAUGCAACAUAGACUUAGCAUCCUAACCUGCCACAGGUAAAGCAGGGGAACCAUGGCAGCCAAUGUCCUGCUGCUAUAAAAUAUACCCAAUAUACUCUCAAGAGAUCCUGGGCAGAAGGCCAUCCCCCCUGCUAUAGACGAAGGCAAAAUCCCCCACAAUCCAUACCAACCUGACCAUGGGUUCAAUUCCUUCCUGACCCCAAAGAUGGCGAUCGGGCUGACUCUGAGCAUACAGUCACUGAAAUCGCUAGGGGGUUUCUCCAUUGUGGCUGCUGCUGCCUCACAUGCAGAUGACGCUAGGUAGUCAACUGGAAUAGAUGCAAAGUCUCUGUGUUCACUAACAACAGAAAGAUCCUUUGUCUGCUACAGCUCCUGCCAUGUUCCUGCCUGACAUGGCUGCCAACUAGCUAUGAAACUAUGGUUAGUGAUACCACCCAUGUGGGGUGAGACUGUGAACUGUGGUCACUUGGCCAAAAAAGGCUAACUAUAGUGGCUGAUGACAGGAGAAGGUCUUCCUUCUUUGUGGCAUUGGAGGAGGGUACAUACCAAAUCAUGCCACUUUCUGUGCGCUCCUGAGCCCUUGCAUCCUCCAUCCUGAAUAAUCCCUUAGAGAUGUCCCACCUCCGUAUAACCACUUUGUUGGUUUUGUGCCUAGAGGCUCAGUUCUCCAAACAGUUUUGAGCAAGCUUCCAAGAAACCUGGGCUCUCUUAUGCGAUGGGCAGCCUAACUACAGGGGUUGCCACUAGCUUCCUCCCCUUUCAUGACUCCCAGGCCUGGUACCUAAGUAACUUGAUGCUUGUGGCCAAGUCUCUGAGCAUUGUGCUCUGCAGUGGUCUAAUGCAAUGGGCAUUUCUUUGGCUCACUCCAAGGUAGCUGCUGUUAUUAGGUAGAGCUGCUGGCUCUGCUUUGGAUUUAGGGCACUUUUCACGUGAGAUUAUACUUGAGCCAAUCUUUUUUUUUUAAUUUCCUGUGAUGAAAAUAGGUGCUUUGUUCAUAACGGUUUUGUAUGUGUAUUUACAAAUAAUGUGAGAGCAUGUCUGUCAUCCAUGAAAUCUGUCCAUGGCACUUUUUCUCCUCUCUCUGGUACAAAUCUGAGUUAAAAUACUCAUGCACUUCUGUCUCAGUAACAAUUUGACAUCUUUUCACUUACAGCACAACUAAAGAGCCUUUUUGAAGGGUACCUCUGACCUGUGUAAAACUAUACACCCCCUGGUUCUUUGUGAACAGCCAGAUGAUACGCCAGGCACGUGCUUCAUUUAAGGUUUGCUGGCAGUGCCGCUGGGACUGGGACCCUGUGUCUAGUGUGUCUAAUAACCUUAAGAAUCCUAUCAAUACGUCUGCAAGCUGACAGUGAUGCAGCAGGGCGGUGUAGAGGAAACAACCCUCAUAUUUAACAUGUGGCAACCCUGCACUGUUUUGGAAGCUGGGGUGUGAUCUGGAGGAGGUGUUUGUUAUUGGGAUGGACAGUGAAGUGUUUCUGGCUUGUAGUGCAGAAAGGCCAUAUUGGAGACCUAAUGUUUGAGGGGCCAAUUUCUCUACACAUUAAUCUGGGAAAAACCAGCACUUCCUUCUGUGUGGUGCAGAGUGGGCAGUGGUUAGCCAAAGCAAAGAUGAAACUGAAAAGAAAAGCUCCUCAGAAGUCAGCCUGUUGGGUACAACUCAGUGGGAUUUGGGCUUCUCACAUCACUGCUAAUACCCUACAUGAUGCACUUUAUUCACCAGCCACCCCCAGAUUCAGUCUCUAUUUAGUGGAAGCUAACACUGGCUACCUGAGAUGGAGGGUACAGGCACCUCAUACAAAUGCUGCCAUCUGCACUACUCUACUUUUGACAGGUUAGAGUCUGCAUCACGACCAUAACAUUUCAGCCAAAUGUUUCUCCAAUAAUCUGUACUUUCAGAAAAGGUUUGUAAUAAUAGUUGCUCUUACUGGCCCUUCAAAUGCUCUCCCUUCUUCCCCGAUGUUCCUUGCGAGGGUUUGUAUCGGCCUUCUUGCAAUUACAAUGUUCUGUGAUCGCCUCGGCCACCACCUCCUCCGCACCCAACUACAUAUCUCCCACCUGCCUUGCACCCCUCCUGGGCAAUGACCUUUGAAACAGUCCUGAUGGAUGUUAACACUUUUCUUGGUUCUUUCCUCUCUCUCGGUUUAUCCCAUCAAGUUUCCUUUCAUCCUUCCUGCCCAGAGUAUCACUCUACUGAAACUCAAUACUUUUCCCUGUGGUGUUACCUCUUCUUUCUGUAACAUCCUACAACAGGCAGAUUUACAGCAGGAGAAAAUUGGGGCUACAGAGCAGGAACUUGCAGGGUCAGAGACAUUUUCUUCUGUGCCACCUUUUUGGACUCCAACCCAAUAGCUACACCGAGUUCACAAGUAGCUGCCUGUGCUUAGUGCCUCUUUCUUGGUCUGACAAGGUUCUUUGGGUGAAUCUGAUAUCUUUUAUUAGACCAACUUAAAUAGUUGGAAAACAAUUAUUAAGCAAGCUUUCGGGUUCAAAAACCCUUGGUCAGGUUAAGGAAGUUUCUGCAGGCGGUGUGUGCUCUUCCUGGAUGGAAUGAAAAGUAAAGAAGCCAGCGGCUGGGCUGAUCUGCAUACAAGACAGGCAGUCAGUGAAGAUGUGGAUUGAGGAGUCAAUGGGUGAGAGAUGGGGUGGGGUGGUAUGAAUAGUGGUCUUUUAUAUCUCCUUUGCUUUGGCAUCUGCUUCUCUUUGAAUUAGAUACAAGGGAACAUACGAUGGGUGGCCAGAAGGACAUGUUCUGUCCAGUCAUGCACUUGUCUGAAAUCUGUUUAUAUGCUCUGAAUUACUAUGUAUGUUCCACUCAGGUUUAAACUGUCCCCUUCAUUUGGUGUAGUUCUUAGGGAUGCUGUAGAUGUACUACUAAAACCUGUUCUGACACUGGUUUGUAAAAGGAAAAAACUAGCAUACUUGGUCUCUGUCUUUCUCUAGAUGACUUUAGGGGCAUAGUGACACAUUCACUUGCAACAGUUGCAAAUCAUUGGAAUGCUGUGAUGUAUUAAACUUAUUAUGUUAGAUAAUCUUCGCCUGAAAUGCCAUGAUGGUACUUGACACGUACUAAACUGCUUAAACAUUCAUUUGCUUGCAUUCUAACUGCACUUAGUAAGUAUUAAGUUGAACAUGUAACACCCCCCUAGUAGAAUAUUUCACUGUGUGGUUUCUUGUGAUGCUCAUUUACAUUGCAGUAACAGGUGGUGGGACUCAGAUGUGGUGCCUGUUAAUCUCCUUUGAACCAAUUUAGUUGUUGACUUGUCUGAAUGUAACUUACUGAAAGGAUCAAGUGGCACUUUUUUGUACUGCAAAUACAACUGGAAUGUAUUUUAUAGAUGACCUAGUUUAUGGCCCACAUUAUAUUCCUAGGCUGGAGCAAAUAAAAUUGAGCACACAA
This is a messenger RNA of Alligator mississippiensis (American alligator), 6190 nucleotides long. It is a transcript of the gene WDR31, whose product is annotated as WD repeat domain 31. Bases 203 to 1294 code for a protein of 363 amino acids. The transcript is spliced from 10 exons. NCBI's taxonomy places the organism in Eukaryota, Metazoa, Chordata, Crocodylia, Alligatoridae. The record is from RefSeq and is a predicted model, not a curated record. Gene Ontology annotation, molecular function: protein binding.